AAGUAUGUACUUAUAAGUAAAUUAUCUUAUCUAGCAAUGAGAACUAUUUAAAUGUUUAGUAAUCGAGUAUUCGCAUAUUUACCCGUAGUCGAAUAAUUAUCAGUAUAUUUUUUAUUUAUUGAUUAUAGAAAGUUAGAUAAUAUAAAUCACCCGUUAAAUCGUCACAAUUUUAAAAGGCAAUUGGGCUCCGGAACAUGGCAUUAAAAUCUAUUAUAAUUUUUGUCACUAUCUUGUUAGGAUGUCUGGCUUUGCCGGCUCCCGAAUCGGAUCUGUCGCAGUUCUUCGAGCACGUAGAUGUUCAUGCCCAGGGCCGCAUCGUAGGGGGCAGCGUGGCCUCAGAUGGCUCCCACCCACACAUGGUUGCGUUGUCAAACGGUGAACUCAUCAGGAGUUUAAUUUGCGGAGGCUCCAUACUCACCCAGAGGACCGUCCUCACUGCCGCUCACUGCAUCGCUGCCGUCUACAGAGUUGGAUCUCUUGCCAGAGGUGUUCGUUUAAUAGUGGGUACGAACCGCUGGGCCCGCGGAGGUACAUUAUACAGGGUCACAUCUAACGCGACCCACGAGCACUACGUGCCUGCCACCGUCAAAAACGACUUGGGCGUCUUUUACACUAGCACUCCUAUCGUGUUCAGUGCUACCAUUCGCCCCAUCUUCCUAGACUUCGAGUAUGUCGGCGCUGAUGUCCAGACCAGAGCUGCUGGUUGGGGAAGGACCAGGCAUCAAGGAUCGGUGUCGGCUCAGCUGUUAGAGUUGGACGUGCCCACGAUUUCUGGAACUCAGUGCGUGGAAGACAUGGCUCGUAUAGUAGCCGCCAAUGAUAUGCGCUCGCCCCCGGUGGAGCCCCACAUCGAGCUGUGCACCUUGCAUCCCGUUGGCGCUGGCCGCGGCAUGUGUACCGGUGACUCUGGCAGCGCACUGGUGCGUCUUGACCGCGGCACGCAGAUCGGCAUCGUGUCAUGGGGCGUCCCGUGCGCGCGCGGCGCUCCCGACAUGUUCGUGCGGGUCAGCGCUUACGAAGAUUGGUUCCAGAGAGUAAUCCGAAAUUGAAAAUAAUCAAUACAAAAAAGAACAAAAGAAAACUCAGCAAUAAAGUGUUUUAAGCAUA
Molecule: messenger RNA, 1107 nt
Organism: Chilo suppressalis (striped riceborer)
Lineage: Eukaryota; Metazoa; Arthropoda; Insecta; Lepidoptera; Crambidae
Source: the annotation of a GenBank genome assembly